Molecule: messenger RNA, 501 nt
Organism: Enterobius vermicularis (human pinworm)
Lineage: Eukaryota; Metazoa; Nematoda; Chromadorea; Rhabditida; Oxyuridae
Source: the annotation of a GenBank genome assembly
GCGCGUCUGGUAACCGUACGGUCGGGUAGUGUUUUCCAGGACGUUGUUGCGGGGACGUUCCUGAGACUCAGGAGGUUGGACGGCUGUGGCCUUGGUCCAAAAAGGAUUGCAAGUUUUGCCCGUGGUCAAUUGUUUGAUGCUGGUGCUUUUGCUGGCGUGAGGGUUCAGUGCAGUACGAUCAGUCUGUUGGUGGGCGAUGAACGGUUGAGUGUUCAAGCGGAGUUGUGGGAUUUGUCUACUGAGAUUCAGGGAUCUUUUACGUGCAGUAUUUUCAACGUUCUAUUCUUCGGCUACCGUGUCAUGUUCAGUUUCAACUUAGAAGUAAAAGGGGGUAUGUUGCGUCUCAGCAUUAACGAUUGCUUAACAUUGUCUAUUGAGGAACUAGUUGUACUUUCUGGCCUUAAGAUGAAGGUUGUCCGAUACAUGCACAACGAUAUACAUGGAGGAUGUAAAGUGCAGAUCAUUUUUUGGAGUUGUGCAGGCACAGCUUUAGUCGGCUAG